Gorilla gorilla gorilla (western lowland gorilla) is the source of this 1282-nucleotide messenger RNA. It is a transcript of the gene TALDO1, whose product is annotated as transaldolase 1. Gene Ontology annotation, molecular function: transaldolase activity. The record is from RefSeq and is a predicted model, not a curated record. Gene Ontology annotation, biological process: pentose-phosphate shunt; pentose-phosphate shunt, non-oxidative branch; carbohydrate metabolic process. Gene Ontology annotation, cellular component: intracellular anatomical structure; cytoplasm. NCBI's taxonomy places the organism in Eukaryota, Metazoa, Chordata, Mammalia, Primates, Hominidae. The transcript has 8 exons. Bases 90 to 1103 code for a protein of 337 amino acids.
CCGAUUGGCAGCCGCCCGCGGGGCAUUGUGGGCCGUCCGCGCGCCCGUCCCGUCGCCGCCGCCGCCGCCGCAGCCCCCUCGGCCUUGCUAUGUCGAGCUCACCCGUGAAGCGUCAGAGGAUGGAGUCCGCGCUGGACCAGCUCAAGCAGUUCACCACCGUGGUGGCCGACACGGGCGACUUCCACGCCAUCGACGAGUACAAGCCCCAGGAUGCUACCACCAACCCAUCCCUGAUCCUGGCCGCAGCACAGAUGCCCGCUUACCAGGAGCUGAUGGAGGAGGCGAUCGCCUAUGGCCGGAAGCUGGGCGGGUCACAAGAGGACCAGAUUAAAAAUGCUAUUGAUAAACUUUUUGUGUUGUUUGGAGCAGAAAUACUAAAGAAGAUUCCAGGCCGAGUAUCCACAGAAGUAGACGCAAGGCUCUCCUUUGAUAAAGAUGCGAUGGUGGCCAGAGCCAGGCGGCUCAUCGAGCUCUACAAGGAAGCUGGGAUCAGCAAGGACCGAAUUCUUAUAAAGCUGUCAUCAACCUGGGAAGGAAUUCAGGCUGGAAAGGAGCUCGAGGAGCAGCACGGCAUCCACUGCAACAUGACGUUACUCUUCUCCUUCGCCCAGGCUGUGGCCUGUGCCGAGGCGGGUGUGACCCUCAUCUCCCCAUUUGUUGGGCGCAUCCUUGAUUGGCAUGUGGCAAACACCGACAAGAAAUCCUAUGAGCCCCUGGAAGACCCUGGGGUAAAGAGUGUCACUAAAAUCUACAACUACUACAAGAAGUUUAGCUACAAAACCAUUGUCAUGGGCGCCUCCUUCCGCAACACGGGCGAGAUCAAAGCACUGGCCGGCUGUGACUUCCUCACCAUCUCACCCAAGCUCCUGGGAGAGCUGCUGCAGGACAACGCCAAGCUGGUGCCUGUGCUCUCAGCCAAGGCGGCCCAAGCCAGUGACCUGGAAAAAAUCCACCUGGAUGAGAAGUCUUUCCGUUGGUUGCACAACGAGGACCAGAUGGCUGUGGAGAAGCUCUCUGACGGGAUCCGCAAGUUUGCCGCUGAUGCAGUGAAGCUGGAGCGGAUGCUGACAGAACGAAUGUUCAAUGCAGAGAAUGGAAAGUAGCGCAUCCCUGAGGCUGGACUCCAGAUCUGCACCGCCGGCCAGCUGGGAUGUGACUGCACGUGGCUUCUGAUGAAUGUUGCGUUUUUUACAAAUUGGAGCAGGGACAGAUCAUAGAUUUCUGAUUUUAUGUAAAAUUUUGCCUAAUACAUUAAAGCAGUCACUUUUCCUGUGCUGUUUCA